This is a messenger RNA of Ectocarpus siliculosus, 1128 nucleotides long. The record is from the annotation of a GenBank genome assembly. NCBI's taxonomy places the organism in Eukaryota, Phaeophyceae, Ectocarpales, Ectocarpaceae.
AUGGACAGAGACGGCGCCCUGCGUGCUGACGAGCUCGAAGUCGAGGCGCUUCGAGAGCAGGUCCGUUGCCUGGCGGAAGAAGUCCGGCGAUCCGACGCUCGCGCGAGCGAGCGAGACGCAGAGGCGCGUCAGCAGUCCCACACCAACAGUCAGCUCAAGCAGGUGAUCGAUCAAAUGCGCGAGGUUUCCCGCAACUACAAUGAGGAGAGGGCGGCGCACGCUCGGUCGCUGGGAGACGCUUUGUCGGCCAAAGAGUCCGCCGAGCAGGAGGCCUUGUCGGUGAAGAUGCUCUACUCGGAGGUCCAGGAGGAGCUCGAGCGCGCGCUGCAGGAGACGGACCAAAGAAGCACGUCAGGUCAGGAACAGGCGACUCUGUCCAAGCAACUUCGGCAGGCGCAAGCCCGGCUCGAGGAGGCCCGGGAGGACAAGCACCGCCAAGAACAAGCUUCGGCGGCGGCGCUCGCGUCUUCGCAAGCCCUGCACCAGGCGGCUCUUCAGCGGGAGCAGCAGCUGGGGGGCGUUUUGGAGGCGUUCCACGAGGAGAAGGCGACGGAGGUGGAGGUGAUGAACAAGAGGCGACAGGAGGACCUGGCGUCCCAGGCGGCAUCGUUCGAGGCGACCGAGCUGUCGCUCAAGAGGUCGUUCGAGGCCCGGUUGUCAGAGCAAGCGCAGACCCUGGAGCGAGACAGGCUGAAAGACCGUCGCGCGGAGGCCGUGCUCGAGGGGGAGAACGCCAGGAUUAAGGAGGACCUGGCGAAGAGCAGAGCCGCGUUGGAGGCCGCUCUUUUGAGGCUUUCGGGGUCGUGCGACGACACGUUGGACCGGCAGCUUGUGACCAACCUUAUCGUUAGGUAUGUGUCGUCCCAUCACAAGAAACAGGUCUUGGAGCUCAUGGCGAGAAUGUUCAACUUUACCGAGGAGGAAAAAGAGCAGGUGGGGCUGUCGAACAGGGGGCCUACACUUCCGGGAAUGCUGACGGCGAUGUUCGUGGGUGGUGGCCAGGACGGUGACCAUGACCCCGAGGCGGCGACUGCCGAGGCGAAGGCUUCCGCUGGAGAGGCUCUCGGCGACCUGUGGGUCGACUUCCUGAUGGCAGAAACCACGGAAGAAAGCGGCCAGCGGCGAUAA